GAUCCUCUAGGUGAAUUUCUGAUUCUCUAGCCCAGUGAAUUUGGCAUUUCUUACAAGCUAAUGUUGUCGGUCCCAGAACCACACUCUGAGAACUAUUGGCGUAGAUUAUCUUUAUCUCAUCUGUAAAGUCAACUAUCCUAAUUGUUCAUCUUCAGCAGAAGAGUAAAAAGGUUUCUUUGUUGCUGGGAAAAGAGCUUCCGAACACUCUAUGGGGUUAGAUUAUGGGUAAAUAUUCCUCUAGGGACUGUAAAGAUGGCAUGAUAACAGAAGGGGAAACAGAAAAUGAAAUGGCCAGAGAGGAGGAAUGCAGAAAUGCAGAAGGGCAAUAUGAGCAGAUCUCCUAACCUUUUGUACAGGGGGUGGAGGGUGGAGUGAGCACACAGCCCAAAAGGUGGCUGCUGUGAGAAGAACUUAUGACAUGGGUUCAGAGUUUCCCCUCAACUGAGGUAUGAACAGGGGUAAAAGGCACAGUCAGUUCAGUUUGCGGGGGCUGUCCAUUUAAUACAUUGCUCGUUUCUUUCGUCUGUGUGAGCCCCAGCUUUGGAGUUCUGCUCCUCUCUCGGGCCUCCUCCUCAGUGGGAUUGUAGUGACCCGUGCUGAGCUCACAGUUUGGCUCUGGUCCAGUCACUUGUAACCUCUUACACUUGAUGGCAUCAGCUGAGAGGGAUGGGCAAGAAGGAAGUGGUGUCUACCAGAUCUGUGCUGAAGAUGGAAACAUCGAAUAUAAACUGAAGCUGGUGAACCCAUCCCAGUACCGCUUUGAGCACCUGGUAACACAGAUGAAGUGGCGGCUCCAGGAGGGACGCGGUGAGGCUGUCUACCAGAUUGGGGUAGAGGACAAUGGGCUGCUGGUGGGGCUGGCUGAGGAGGAGAUGCGGGCCUCCCUCAAGACCCUGCACCGGAUGGCAGAGAAGGUUGGGGCAGACAUCACUGUUCUUCGGGAGCGAGAAGUGGAUUAUGAUAGUGACAUGCCCCGGAAGAUCACAGAGGUGCUAGUACGGAAGGUUCCUGACAACCAACAGUUCCUAGAUCUCCGUGUGGCAGUCCUAGGGAACGUGGACUCAGGGAAGUCAACCUUGCUUGGAGUCCUGACCCAAGGAGAGCUGGACAACGGGCGGGGCCGGGCCCGGCUCAACCUUUUCCGCCACCUGCAUGAGAUUCAGUCUGGCCGAACCUCCAGCAUCAGCUUUGAGAUCCUGGGCUUUAACAGCAAGGGAGAGGUGGUGAAUUACAGUGACUCACGGACCGCAGAAGAGAUCUGCGAAAGCAGCUCCAAGAUGAUCACCUUCAUUGACCUGGCGGGCCACCAUAAAUACCUGCACACCACCAUCUUCGGCCUCACGUCCUACUGCCCCGACUGUGCCCUGCUCCUCGUCAGUGCCAACACUGGAAUCGCCGGCACCACACGGGAACAUCUGGGGCUGGCCUUGGCCCUGAAAGUACCCUUCUUCAUCGUGGUCAGUAAAGUGGACCUGUGUGCUAAGACCACAGUGGAGAGGACAGUACGCCAGCUGGAGCGGGUCCUCAAGCAGCCUGGCUGCCACAAGGUCCCCAUGCUGGUCACCUCUGAGGAUGAUGCUGUCACUGCUGCCCAGCAGUUUGCCCAGUCACCCAAUGUCACCCCUAUAUUCACACUGUCCAGUGUGUCUGGAGAGAGUCUGGACCUUCUCAAAGUCUUCCUGAACAUCCUGCCCCCACUCACCAACAGCAAAGAACAGGAAGAGCUCAUGCAGCAGCUGACAGAGUUCCAGGUGGAUGAAAUCUACACAGUCCCAGAGGUGGGGACUGUGGUUGGAGGAACACUUUCCAGUGGGAUCUGCCGUGAGGGAGACCAGCUGGUGGUGGGCCCGACAGAUGACGGCCGCUUCCUGGAGCUGAGAGUAUGUAGCAUCCAGCGCAACCGCUCUGCCUGCCGUGUGCUGCGAGCUGGUCAGGCCGCUACACUAGCCCUCGGAGACUUUGACCGCGCAUUGCUUCGCAAGGGCAUGGUGAUGGUGAGCCCCGAGAUGAAUCCCACCAUCUGCUCAGUGUUUGAAGCAGAGAUAGUCCUACUGUUCCAUGCCACCACCUUCCGGCGGGGGUUCCAGGUGACGGUACAUGUGGGCAAUGUACGGCAGACAGCAGUGGUGGAAAAGAUCCAUGCAAAGGACAAGCUGCGGACAGGGGAGAAGGCAGUGGUACGUUUCCGUUUCCUGAAACACCCAGAAUACCUGAAGGUGGGCGCCAAACUGCUGUUCCGGGAGGGUGUUACCAAGGGCAUCGGUCAUGUCACGGAUGUGCAAGCCAUCACAGCAGGAGAAGCCCAGGCCAGCAUGGGCUUCUGAGUCCUCAAAACAGCUCUGCUGCUGUCCCUACAAUACAUAAGGUGACUUCCAGCCAUGCUGCCCACCGUCGGCGGCUCUGUGUGUUAAUAGGCUAGACAGUGUCGGCUGCCACUUGCUUCGUGCCGCCUUUCUGGAGAGGUGUCAAGCGUGGUGUGGCCAGGGAGAGGCAGUUCUGAGGGAGAAGACAAUUCAGGGCAGUUCUCAGCUGUGUGCCCCCUGGUUGGCUCAUUAACCCUGGCAGCUGCACGGUCUUGUCUACCGGAGGGAGCGAUGCAUAGCCAUCUUGGGGCCACUAUCAGGACUGGGCAUGACUCACCAGUGUGACCUCUGCACUUCAAGAAUUGUCAUAACUGGGGUGGCCCUUGAAAGCACUUCUUUUUUAUACCUCCUCUCAAGGCCAUGUAAGUUGCCCAUCUCUACCUGACUGUGGAUAAAAGACAGUGCUCCUGGCCAUCUAGGGGACCCAGGGACUGAAGAAAUGGCACAGAGACCGUGAAAGACUGUGUUCCUACCCUGUGUUGAGUCCUGAUGCAUAUUCCUGGCUUUAUUUUCUUGUCCUUCACUUAAGGGCCAUUUCCCCAGAUCCUCCUGUUAGAGGCCCUACUUGGUGCUAUUUGUGGUGCUGGCCCAGGCGUGGGGCUGCCAAGCUAAGGCUUGGCACACCAAAGGCCAGCUGCAUGUCAAUCAGUUUCUUUUUCUCUGCAGGUCAUCUGUUGGUUUUCAUGCUAGAUCAAAUAGUAUGUUUUCCUUUCCCAACCUGGUAGCUGCAGAACCUGACCCACAGUUGUGCAUCCUGGCAUCCUCAUCCCCAUUCCUGCUCCCACAUAAAUUUUCUCUGGUUUUAGUAAUUUGUAGUGACUACCCCCUUCCUUCUGUGGCCGGGAACCAGGAGGAAAGGGAAAGAUAUCAUUCUAGGCAUGGACAACCUCCUUUCCCUUUGCUAGUAUCCUGGGUUCCCACGAACUCAGGGAUUUGUUGGUUGAAGAUUCUCUCUGCACAUGUGUGUAUAUAUAUAUGUAUAUAUAUUUAAAUACACAUAUAUAUUGUACAGAAUAAAAAAUGUUUUAUUGGA
Messenger RNA from Peromyscus eremicus (cactus mouse), 3396 nucleotides. It is a transcript of the gene Gtpbp2, whose product is annotated as GTP binding protein 2. Gene Ontology annotation, biological process: translational elongation. The record is from RefSeq and is a predicted model, not a curated record. Gene Ontology annotation, molecular function: translation elongation factor activity; GTPase activity; GTP binding. Bases 648 to 2324 code for a protein of 558 amino acids. NCBI's taxonomy places the organism in Eukaryota, Metazoa, Chordata, Mammalia, Rodentia, Cricetidae. The transcript is spliced from 12 exons.